This is a messenger RNA of Xyrichtys novacula (pearly razorfish), 9813 nucleotides long. Lineage: Eukaryota; Metazoa; Chordata; Actinopteri; Labriformes; Labridae. The record is from the annotation of a GenBank genome assembly.
AUGGCUGCUUUGAUUCAGGGGGGCUGUGCUGUGGACCUGCAGGACGGAGUGAGUGCUGACACACCUGGAGAGACCUACAGCACACCUGUUUGUGUGGCUGAUUAAUGAUUGUAGCAGUUUAGUUUGACAGGAAGUUCAUUUUGUGUCAGGAUGGAAACACAGCGCUGCAUGAGGUCUCGUGGCAUGGCUUCUCUCACUGUGUCAAACUGCUGACCAAGGCUGGAGCUGACAUCCACAUCAGGAACAAGGUAGGAGGAUCCACACAUACGUAUGUGCUUAGUUGAAAGUCUUUUUAGAUGGAUGUGGAUCCCCAAAUCACGGUUUCUUUGACAAAAACCUUUGUCUUUAUUUCAAAGAUAUCAAAACCUGUCUGGUCUGGACUGUAACUGACUAAAACUGCAUGUUUGAAAGUGCACAUGUCUCCUAAAGUUGGGGUGGUAUUGUUUUCUGAAGCAUUUCGAAUUGUCAGGAUAAGGAUUUUCAACCAUUCACUGCUGAUAUAUGAUCUCUCUGUGGGGCUUUUGUAUAUUUACUCUAUGGUGACAGGAUGAUUUGGAUUCAGGCAGGUAACACAGCUCUCCACCUGGCGUGCCAGAAUGCACACGCUCAGACUGCUCGCCUUCUGCUGCUGGAAGGAUCCAAACCAGACACAAAGAACAUUGUGAGUCCUGCUGCAUCCCACAAUGCACUGAGCUAGCUCAUGCAAGCUGUAGAUUCCCUGCUCUGACUUCAAGAUGAUGCUAAAAUGUGUGAUAGUUCCAUGGUCACAGCUUUUCUUUAGAACAUGAAAACUCUGCUUUGGUUCCAGGUGGGAGAUACAUGUUUGCAUGUUGCUGCUCGAUAUGAUAACCUGACUCUGGUGAAAAUCCUGCUCAGCUCUCUGUGCUCUGUGACCCAGAGGAACCAGGUACAGUGUCACAGAAUAUCAGGGUGUCAUACAGGUCAUAACACAUGUCUAGCUAUUGUUGUUUUGCCUAAAUACACCUGACUCCACCUGCAAUAGCAGCUCCAAGUACAUAAUUUGUAUUGUUUUUAUUCAUUGAUAGGCUUUUAUUAAGAUGAUACCAAAUCUACAAUCUAAGAAAAAAGGAGCCUCUCUCUCAGAUUAACUUCUUAGUAAUGUAACAUGUCCUGUAACAUGUCUUGUCCUUGUGUGUUUGUUGUCCUGCAGUCAGGAGACACGGCUUUGCAUGUGGCUGCAGCUCUGAACCACAAGAGGACAGUGGAGCUCUUGCUGGAGGCAGGGACUGAUGGGAAAAUUAGGAACAACGUGAAUAUGCAUGAAAACAUACAAAGAGCAUCAUGUUGAGCAUCCUUGUCACAAGUUUUUCUUCUCUUGAGAUCAUGAAGAAACAGUCUGAUAUCCCCUUUUCAAAAAAUUAGGAAAUUCAUAAAGAUUGGAUUACAGCUGCUAAUGGCACGAAGAGCUGCACAUUGCACUAAUGAUAUGAAAGCACAAACAGGCCUGUGAAAUUUGCCACUCUGCAGUUUGCUGCAGUUUUGAGUCCAAUGUAACCAUAAGCAUCCCCACACUGCUGCACAGCACUACACAGCACACUCUGAUCCUCACAAAACUCAAAUCUGUCCGCACAUGUGAGGUAAUGAGCAGUGUAUUGUAUUGUUGAAUCAAAUAAAUUACAGCUGCAGCAUUAAGUUUGUAUAACUCUCUCUGUAUGUUUGGCUCGUGGCUUAUGAAAGUAAAAAAAAAUAUCAAUAACAGAUUCUUCUGUAAAAGCUUAUUAAAUAAGAUUAAAGUCCCUUAAACAUAAAGCUUCAAUAUUUGAGGAGGUGUUUUAAAGAUUAAGUGAACAGUCAGUGUGUUCUCUUUGUUGUCAAAUGUAUUCACUCACAGGCCGGUAAAACAGCUCUCGACUCAGCCAGAGAUCACAGCCACAAAGACGUCGCACUUCUCCUGGCAAGAGCACCUCAGGUCGGUGUUCAUAUGUGUGUGUGUGUGUAUAUAUAUAUAUAUAUAUAUAUAUAUAUAUAGACAAUUAUUUCCAAUAUAUAUAUAUAUAUAUAUAUAUAUAUAUAUGUAUAGACAAUUAUUUCCAAUAUAUACUGUGUAUAUAUAUAUAUAUAUAUAUAUAUAUAUAUAUAUAUAUAUAUAUAUAUAUAUAUAUAGGAAAAAAUUGUCUAGAUCCUGUGUAUAAAACAAAACAAACAAACAAAAAACACAUAUCCACACUUGUUUUUGUUUCUGAUUCAAAGUUUAAAACUUUUUUUUUGUUUAAAAUGCUCUGCUCUCUCUUAUUUAGCAGAUUUUCUUACUGUUUUAGGUGCAUCGCUUCAUGAGAAAAACAAUUAAAAAAAGAAGAGCUGAGAGGAGGACCCAGUCUGACCCCAGAGAGGACAAACCACCAAACAAAGUAGAGAAAUACCUGACAAAAUCUCUCAAGACUUGUGUAGGGACUUAAUUUUUCAAAGUGUAAAGUUGGUCUUUUUUUUAAAUUUUAUAUCCUGUAUUUGAAUUCAUGCCUCACUCCGGUCUAUGUGUUGUGAGUAGGAUGACAGUUCAGGUGUGGAGGAAACCCACAGCAGUGAACGAAACGCCAUCCAGGUGAGUCCUUACAAACUGAAAAAACAGAAGCAGCGUAACCACAAGACCCCAGCUGCCGUCAGCAUCCCCUGCAGCCCCCGUCAGAGGAGGAGGGUCCAAGUUCAGGUGAGUCUGAGACCAAAACCAUAGACAAUGCAACUGCUUCUUUAUAGUGAUGGUUUAUGCUUGAUGUGCCACAUAAAUACAGCGACUCCCUUCAGCAUCCAAACAUUAGAGCUUUCUGAACCUUUUUAUACAUAAAUGAUACACUCAUAAAGGGAUCAUUUUUUCAGUGUUACAUCUUCAAACAAGUCAAAAAAUCACAUCAUUAACUUUUUUUUUAAAUAUAGGAAACCUUGGAGAAGUAAUAUGCAUUAAAGAAGUAGAAAGUGAUAUGAUAAAGCUGUGAAAUCAUGUUUUUAUGACAUUAUUUUGAGAGUAAAUUCGCAACAGUAAAUAUCAAUAAAGACAUGGAGGACAUAACAAAACACAGUCUGUCUCGACUCUCAUGAUAUUCUUACAAAACUGACAUGAAACACAGAACUGGUAAAAGCAGUUAAAAGAGAAAAAACAUGUUGAAUAAAAUGAAAAGGACUACAUUUUUUCCUGAGGUUAUCUGAGCAGCCAUGAUCCUUUAGUCCUCUAAAUCCUCUGUAGGCUGUAAACAGAGACGAUGAUCAGAGAAAAAGACAGAAAAACCUCCACAGUAAGAGAGACCAGCUCUGUGAGGAUGACGACAAUGAAGACAGUCCUGCUCUGAAUGGAAAAACGUACCAGCUGUACACUCUGUAUCGGGACAAGGAUGGAAACAUCAGACAGGUUUGGGUUGUUUUUAAUUAACUGCAGACACAAAGCCGUCAUUUAUGAUCCUGCAGCAGACACUGAGAAGGUUAUAAGGAAAUCUUUGUCUUACUGUUUGGCUUUCUUCCUACUGAGCAUGCUCUGUGUGGCUCUUUUCAGGCUCCUGUUGAUGGAUGCCACUGUCAGCCACUGCUACAGAAGCUGGAGGUCCAGCUGAAAGCCACGCAGGAGGAGAUGAGGCUGCACAUCCUCAACAUCCAGGAGCAGGUCAGUUGCAGGCUGGGACAGAUGGACCGCAGGAACCGACACCAGGUGCUCCUUCUUUCUCAUUUUACCUUUACUAUCAGGAGAUAAAACUCACAUAGAAACACUGGCAGCUUCUGUGGCUCCUAAAUCUGCAGAAAACAAGCUCAAUGUGAGAAUGACACAUGUCAGUGCAAAAAGCACUUCAAACUGUGCUGCAGAAAAAAAGGAUCUGUCAAAUCAGCCUGACUGCAAACUUUUUGUGUCAAAUGCAAAGAAAAAACAAAGAUUAUUUUAGGUUCCUGAGAAAAACUGAAUUCAGGUUUUAAUUGUUAAAACAGGUGCAGUGGUUUUUAUGACAGAAUAACUUGAUGUAGGUUUAGUAACGCUGGUUUACUUUUUCUCUUUCUCCAGAUCAAAGUGUUGGACAUACUGAAUCAAGAGAGAGCUGCAGCUGAGAGGAGAAACAUGAUUUACAGGAUGGAGCAGAGAGUUGCCCAGGGGAGAGAGGAAACACUGAUGACACAGGUACAGGGUUUGAAUGUGAAACUUCCUAACAGCUGAAAGGAGUUGGAUAUACCUGUAUUCUGGUUUUAAGAGAGCUGGUCUUUGUGAUUUGAUGCUUCAAGUUAGAAGUCAUUGUGAAAUUCCCUCUGAAGGUAAAAACAUGCUUUUAAGGCUCUGUUAUGCUCUGUAUUGGAUAUACAUACAGACAUUGUUGGCGUCUGCAGUCUGCGCUCUGUGUAUGUACUGUAUGUCUGCACAUUUUUUGCAAGUAUGCAAAUACAGACUGAACCCCACAGAAAAUCCCAUGGCAGUGAAGUCAGUGGAGCCAACACACAAACUCAUUCUUUGAAAGAUUUGAUCUUUCAUCCAAAUGUUGCAAAGACCUCACAGACCACCAACAUCUGCAACAGUGGCCCCGUUUACAUGGGUCCAAAAAUCCUAUUUAUAAUCAAAUUGAAAGGUCAAUCAGAUUCAAAAUGUCUCAUUGUCGGAUUGUAAAAGGUAGUCCACACCGGUUGAUAAUCCGCUCCAUGCUCCAUGGAUAUCCGGCUGAGUGGUAGUGGUGUGUCGGUCUUGAACGAACGGAUCAAAAGAACUAGUUCUUUUUGAUGAACGAAAUGAACUAGUUCUCCCCCCCUAAAUGACCCGUUCAAUCCGUUCAGUUCUUUUGAUUGGCUGAAGAGGGACUGCUUGCCUGUCUUAUCCUAUCGUCGCGCCUCGUUCUGUGUGUGGGUGGGGCUUAGAGAAGCAGCAGCAGUACUACUGAGCUGACUGAAAGACCGGAAUGACCGAGUUGACUGAAAGAACGGGUCAAAUGAACGAAAGACCUAGUUGACUGAAAGAACGGGUCAAAUGAACGAAAGACCUAGUUGACUGAAAGAACGGGUCAAAUGAACGAAAGACCUAGUUGACUGAAAGAACGGGUCAAAUGAACGAAAGACCGAGUUGAACGAAAGACCCAGACCGAUGAACGAGUUGAACGAAAGACCGAGUGAACGAAAGAUCCUGACGGAUGAACGAGUUGAACGAAAGACCGAGUGAACGAAAGACCCAGACCGAUGAACGAGUUGAACGAAAGACCGAGUGAACGAAAGAUCCAGACGGAUGAACGAGUUGAACGAAAGACCGAGUGAACGAAAGACCCAGACCGAUGAAUGAGUUGAACGAGAGACCGAGUGAACGAAAGAUCCAGACGGUGAACGAGUUGACUGAAAGACCGAGUGAACGAAAGAUCCAGACAGAUGAACGAGUUGACUGAAAGACCGAGUUGACUGGCCGCCGCACGAGGCCCGACAGCCGAGCCGGAGCGAGCGGGACAGUCACACACACGCAAAGGCACACAGCUGCUGCUGCAGCAGCCAGAGGCAGAGAGACAACUAUUGAUACGCAUUUGCACUGUCUGUUGACAUUUUGUACUUUUUAUUAUUGUUUUUAAUGCACCUCAAAAUAAUAAAAAACCAUUAAAAACCUUAUAUAUUUUGUUACUCCUACUAUAAUUUUAUAUUACAAGUAGUGCAGUGCGAUCGCAGCGUUGGACUGGGGGUGGGAAGUGGAGUGCAGCGGUCACAGCGUCUGACUAAUGACCGAUUGACCGAAAUGAACGGGUCUUUUUACUGAAUGACCCGGAAUGAUCCGGUUCACUGAAAUGACCGGUUUUGCCCACCACUACUGAGUGGAGCGGAUUGGGUUUACAGAGAGGCUUGUUCGGUCUGCGCAGGCGCUCGGUAGUACGGAAGAGGCACGUAGUGACGUAUGCAGAGCGCGCCCAAACAAAAACAAACAUGGCGAACAAACAGAAAAACUGGACGGUGGAGUGUUAAAGUGUGUUGUUUCGUGCUACUGACGAAGCGUACACUUCUUGCUGUGUAACCCGGCUGGAUUAUACUUUUAUUAAGCUUCAACACAUAGGGUUCCUUACUCUGCUCAGUCUGGUAACUCCGGCGGUGUCACACACAAACACGUCCGUGUGCAAUUCUAAAACGGAACUAAAACAAUGGUUCCUAUGAACAAUUCCCAUUGAUACAAUACAGUACAAUUGGAUUCAGCUGGGGCCAUGAAAACGCAGACUGAACGUGGAUCUCUUUACUUAAAGUUCAUGUACACAGAUUGAAUCAGAUUCACUUAAUCCGAUUGAUUUCAAUCAGAUUGAGGAAAACUACCCAUGUAAACAGGGCCACUGUCUCUGAUUUGGCCUCUACCCUCUUCCUUUAUGGGUGACUUUUGACUUGAGUGGCGCCCUCUGGUGGUUACCGUGCUUAACAUCCAUCCCAACAUUCAGAGGACACGUGGAAGUAGUGCUGGGCGAUAUGGAAAAAAAUGUAUAUCAAGAUAUGGAUCAUUUUAUAUCACGAUAACGAUAUAUAUCACGAUAUAGUUAUGGUAUGCUUUCAGUUCUAUGAAAAAUUAAAGUGUAUACAGCUGCCCUAGUACAGUGCCAGUACAAGACCAGCACUUAAAACUAGAAAAGUGAAUAAAUAAAUAUGUGGCUGAAGUGUGUUCAUGUCUGUGCUCACCCGAAGUUAUGCAACACUCACAAAAAACGCCGAUAGUGUGAGCCAAAGCACUCCAUAAUAAUAAUAAUAAUAAUAAUUAAUUUAAUUUGUAAUGCACUUUACAUUUACAAAAAAUCUCAAAGUGCUACAGUACACAGUAAAAAAAGAGCAGCAACAAUAAAAAAGCAAUAGAAUGACAGUCACAGAUUGGCAUAAAAAACGCAAAAAAAUAAAGAAUAUAGAGUUGCAAUGUAAGAGGCAAGGUGGUAAAAGCAUAGAGGAAAGCUAACCAAAGGCUUUAUUAAAAAGGUAGGUCUUUAGGGCUCUUUUGAAGAGGUUGUUCACACUGCUGGAUGUUUCUCCUCCAAAGCUGCUCUCUGCCCCCAUCAUUGUUUACUUUACUCUUGAAGCACGUAGCAAGACCCGAGCAUGAAUCCGAGCGCUUUAUUCGCCUAUCAGGGGCAGACAGGUAAGGUGAUUUGAUUCGCCACGACUCCAGAAAUGAUUGAAAAACUACAGAAUGUCACAAAAUCACGUUUCCUCGCUCCUGACUUGAAGGUUAGAAAUGCGCAGCCGCGCUCCCAGCUGACAGGAAGUCAAACCACUGUUGUAGUUCUUUUGUGUUGCUAGCGCGGUCAAGAGUGUUGGCUCUCACUGAGAGAUGACUACAAAAAUGGACGCACCUGUUCAUCUGGUUGUUUAACACGGCUGAAAAUGAUCAUCUAUUAAUGUUGUUCCCGCUCCUGCCCACUCCCGUUGCUUUUUUUCCCCGUCCCGUCCCGAUUAAGGGGUUAUUUAAAAAUGACUCCCAUCCCGUGGGAUUCCCGCGGGAAUCACGUGACCCACGGGAAUUCCCGAAAAAUGUCAUCCUCUACAGGGAAGGUCCCGGAGCAGAUGAAACAGGUGCCGGAGCGGCUGAAAUAGGUCCCGGGUCCGAUCAAAAGAGGUCCCGGAGCGCACUCCGACUUGCUCCGGCACAAAUUAAGCACUGCGUGCAAUGAUCCCUUAAGUGUGUAACUCAGGUAACCCGCAACGGCGGAAGACGCUGGACACGAAGAGGGCACGUAAAGCGGCGUCAUGUCGCAAAAUCGAAAGAGAAAUGCGAGCCUGCAUGUCAACGCAUCCUUUUCUUUGUAAGAAAACAUUGUUUUCUUUUCCGUUUGACACCAAAUACACUUACUGAAUGUGCAAUUAUUGUUGUUGUUACUAUGAAUCAUCUGAUGGCACAAGCCCUAUGGAUAAAAUACAGCCUGUCGCCCGAAACGAUAAAAAUAAAAAUGGCACGAUAGACAUUUUCUAUCGUGCCCACGAUAUCUAUCGUCCUAUCGCCCAGCACUACGUGGAAGUAUGAGGACUGUGCUCAGGCUCAGAAUGGUUCCUGCUCUUGUUAGUUUGAUGUCUCAGCCGCUUUGUGUCUUAUCUCAUCCAGGCAGCGGUCAGUCAUGAGCUAAAGAGAUGGUGUCUGUCCCAGCUCAAAGAGGUCCAAGCUCCCACCAAAACCAAAUACUACAAACUCCUCCCCUCACCGUCGGUGGAGCAGUGUGCGGGGGAUGCUGAGCUGGAGUCCUUCCCCCUGCUGUCCGUCAGAUCUGGAGACAGCAGCACUUCACUGGCUACCUACGUCAACAUCCUGCCAUCCAGGUCCUCCCACAGCCCGGAGGUCCUGGAGCCGGAGUUGAAUGGGGGCAAGACGUACUUUGAGAUGAAGGUGGACAGGUCACCAGGUAUGUCAGAAAAAAGAGAUCAACAGAAAUGCAUGCAGAGAUGCAAGGGAACAAAGAGUGGAGAGAGUGAAGAAGGAUACUUAGUGACCCUGGUUUUGUUAAAUCAGACUAAAACUGUUUUUGUUUCCUAUAUCUGUCAGUGUGUCACUAGUUCAUCUCAGCACAGCCUGACUGAGUCUAUGUACUGAGAAAAAGUCAUGUUUUAGUGUAAAUCCUGCAGAACUGCCUUAAUCAAAAUGAACUUGUUAACUUUUGGGAGUUUUGUGUUGAAGUUUAAGCUUACUGGAGAGAUCCUGUGUCUUCUCUGUGAUCAUUUCAUACUAAUAACUCUCUGACCCUCUCACACUGUCCACCAUCAGAUGAUUAUCAGAACACAGCCCUGUUUCCUCUGCCUGCCCAGAGCACCUCCGGCCUCCUGCUGGGCUCUGUUGACCCCCUCUGGCAGCCUCCCAGAGUGCAGGAUAGUCCCACUGCCCCAGCCCUGUGUGGAGAGGGUUUCUACACCAGCAGCACAAGCUGGACCAGCAUUAGCGAUCAGGCCCCCAGAUUGACUCAGCAUCAGGACAAAAGCUUUAGUAGAAACCUGACAAACACCCACAGGCAAGCUGGGCUCCAUGCUGAGGGAACCAGGACGCUGGAGUUCUUCACUGAUCAUCCUGCAGAGCCCACCUUUGUCCAGGAGAGGAACAACCUGCACGCCAAGGAGGUGAGAUCAACAACAGGUUUUCAUUACUGCAAGUUCAUGAAGAAACAAACUUUAAAGAGGCAGAGACCUCCAGGGUUCAGAAAUGAAGAUGAUGUAGAAGUGCAAAAAGCUACAGUUCCUCUGCUGGCCACAAGAAGUCAUCUCCAUAAAAGUUCUUAUUAAAAAAGCCUGUUUAUAAAACAGAAUCAAAGGGAAUGGGAACUUAAUCAGCACUUUAUUUUGCCACCAGAAAGACCAUCUGUUUUUGCGCACAUGCUCCUGCUGGGUCUGUAGUGAAUGAGUCACCUGUCUACAGUGAAUUUUGAUCCGUUUGGCAUGUUGUUUAGCACUGAACUGCCUCAGGGCAGCCUGCAGACAGUGAUGUGUGUAGGGUUUAUUUCAGUUCAGCCUUCCUCUUCAACAGCAGCUAACACAGUGUUAUAUAAAUAUGGUAAACAUUUUGAUUUCUAAAGCUCUGACUGGACUCCUGAAUGUUGAAGAAAGUGGGUAACUUCUAAAUCUGAUGUCUAAAAUGAAACACCAGUGUUUAAAGUGUGAAACAGCUUCAGUAAUAUAUGGAUCUGAGCGCCCUCACAGGUGUGCCAUUCCUUCCAGGUGACUCAGCGUUUCUUUGAGACAGUGUCCAUCCAGCUGGAGCGAUGGUACGAGAGGAAGGUCGUGGAGGUGGAGCGGCAGACGGCGCUCCGAUCCCAGCAGGACAGGGACGAGCUGCUGCAGCGAAUCAAUGCGCUGGAGGAGGAGCUUCGGAGGCUGAGGACCAAUGAGAGCACAGAAUCACUGAAGCAACCUGACAGUGACUGA